Molecule: messenger RNA, 1413 nt
Organism: Leishmania braziliensis MHOM/BR/75/M2904
Lineage: Eukaryota; Euglenozoa; Kinetoplastea; Trypanosomatida; Trypanosomatidae
Exons: 1
Coding region: 1-1413 (470 amino acids)
Biological process (GO): dolichol-linked oligosaccharide biosynthetic process; polyprenol catabolic process
Cellular component (GO): endoplasmic reticulum
Molecular function (GO): 3-oxo-5-alpha-steroid 4-dehydrogenase activity
Source: RefSeq, a predicted model, not a curated record
AUGCGGCUUGAAUGUAUCGAAGGCCUAUCCGUGCGUGUCGCGCUGGCGUAUUGGUCGACAUCGUUUUUGGCACUCCUGAUGCGUCUCUUCUGCGCUGAGUUUGCCAACCUCGCAUCGUACGGCGGACAUAGCGCACCUGCUACCGCCAUUCCAGAUGACGGUGAGACCAACCGCAAUCGAGAUGGAAAACACUCCUCGGCUGUGUCGGCAACUACCCUCACUCGUUGGUGCGCGGCACCGGUUCACUGGAUAGCGUCUUCGAUGUGGGGCAGGUGGCGCGUCACUCGCAAGCAAUCCUUCAUCGCCUUCUACGUCACAGGCCUUGUCACAGGUGCCUUCCUUUUCGGAAUUCGUUGGAUGGACAGCGACAGCGGUGCUGCCUCCGGCUCGCCCUCUGCGGCUACACUGUCGUCACCGGCGCCGCCUCCCUUCCUCACCUGCGUGCCACUUUUGCUCUUUUCUCUUCACUGUACCGUGCGGCUCACCGAGACGUGUCUAGUCCAGCGCUUCCGCGAGCAUGACACCGUGACCCUCUUUGCCGCCGUGGCGGGCAUUUCGUUCUACGUAAUGGCAGCCAUCUCCAGCGCCGCGCCGAGCUACACGCACGUCCCGCGUACGUCCCAGUGGAUACAGCGGUUUGUAGCGGUGCGGUGCGUCUUUGGCGCCGGUGUCAUGGCACACCUGUCUCUGCAAGCUAUUCAGGUCACCACACACACGAUACUGGCGCGGCUGCGACAGAGCCCCUCGCCUACGAUGUCAUCCACAAGGAAAUUGCAUGCGCAUGACUGGGAGGAGGGUUUGUGGCGACGCCUGCAAGCGCGUCUGGCCACCUCUAGCGCUGCCCAACGCGAACACCCGAAUGCGCUCUCCCUACCACUGGAACUGGACGGUGCGUGGCGCCGGUAUCACCUUCCGUACUCCUCGAGCGUGUGCUUUCAGGUGGUACUGGAUCCGCACUACACCUGUGAAGUUGCCAUGUACGCGGUGAACACGAUUCUUCUGCUCCUCUGCACAUUCCCCAACUCAACAACGCCCGCCACCGACAUCGCUGGUGAAACACUUCGGGGCAUGGGGAGCCGCCUCACGAGCGGCGAUCCACGGUGGUGGGGCAUUCCCUGUACCAGUGCGCCGUGGUUAUCGGUGCUGGCUAGCGUUGGUGUCACCGUAUUCACUGCCGCCAACCUCAGCAUUACCUCUGCAGAACACCGAUGCUUUUGGGUGGCUGUCAAUGCCACCCGUCGUCUCGUUGGCACUCUGCUGCGAACGAUGCUGGAUGAGGAGCGGGAAAAACCGCUUGGUAGCGGCGGUGACAGACUUCCAGCAGAAGUCGUCGAUGCAACGGAGUGUAUGCUACAGGAGGCAGUCGUGGAGGAGGUGGUGCCUAGGUGGAACCUGUUCCCACUCGUGUGGUGA